AUGGAUACCACUGCAUACGACGACAAGACCGACGUCCGUCGCGACGUCGAGCCUCAGAUCUUUCAAGAUGAGAACCCAGAGAAGCCUAUCCCCAAGGUCGAAAAGGUUGAUUACUCUGGUGCUCACGAGAAGACGGAUCCCAAGGAGAUUGCUCUCGUGAAAAAGCUUGACCGAUGGAUGAUGCCCAUGCUUUGGAGCAUGUACUGGCUCAACUAUCUGGACCGAAAUGCCAUUGCCCUGGCUCGUCUCAAUGAUCUCGAGAAAGAUCUCAACCUCAAGGGCACAGAAUACCAAACCUGUGUUUCCAUCCUGUUCGUCGGCUACAUCCUCGCCCAGAUCCCUUCCAACAUGUUCCUCACCCGAACACGCCCCAGCCGCUACAUGGGCGUCAUGAUGAUGCUCUGGGCCGUCGUCAGCGCUCUCACCGCCGUGGCCAAGGACUUCAAGGGCCUCCUCCUCACCCGCUUCUUCCUCGGUCUCACUGAAGCCCCGUACUACCCCGGCGCCGUCUACCUCCUCUCCAUCUUCUACACCCGCAAGGAGGUCGCCACACGCAUCGCCAUCCUCUACACCGGCAACAUCCUAGCCACCGCCUUCGCUGGUCUCAUCGCCGCGGGCAUCUUCUACGGAAUGGACGACCUGGCUGGAAUCGCUGGUUGGAAGUGGCUCUUCAUCCUGCAGGGCGCCGUCACAUUCGUCAUUGCCGUCGUCGGUUACUUUGUGCUGCCUGAUUUCCCGCAGACCACCUGGUGGCUGACGCAGGAGGAGCGUGACCUUGCGUACAACCGCAUGGAGCUCGACACCGUCGCUAACAAGGGUGAGACCUCUACCUGGAAGGGUCUGCAGCAGGCCGCUAAGGAUCCCAUGGUCUGGAUUUUCUGCUUCAUGGCUCAUUUUCAUCUCGCCGCAAAUGGUUUCAAGAACUUCUUCCCCACCGUCGUCAAGACCCUCGGCUUCAACACCACCAUCACCCUGGUCCUCACCUGCCCACCUUACCUAAUCGCCGGCGCCAGCACCAUUCUCGUCUCGUAUUCUUCCGGAAAAUUCAAUGAGAGGACGUGGCACAUUACUGCAUCCAAGGCCGUCGCCGUGAUUGGCUUCGCCGCAGCCGCCGCCACCCUCAACACCGCCGGACGAUACGUGUGCAUGGUUAUCUUUACUAUUGGCACAUACGCCGUGAACAGUCUGAUUCUCGGUUGGUGUGGCUCCGUCUGUGGCCAGACCAAGGAGAAGAAGGCCGUGGCUAUUAGCAUGGUGACUAUGAUCAUGAACAUCAGCUUCAUCUGGACGCCCUACCUCUGGCCCUCUAGCGACGAGCCCCGCUACGCUAUUGCCAUGUCCAGCAGUGCUGCUUUCAGUAUCGCUACCGCUGUGCUCGCUUGGGUGGCCAAGGUUAUCAUGAUGAGGCGAAACCGCAAGCUCCGCAGCCAGGAGAGUGAGGCUACCGUCUUUUACGUGUACUAA
Molecule: messenger RNA, 1464 nt
Organism: Fusarium keratoplasticum
Lineage: Eukaryota; Fungi; Ascomycota; Sordariomycetes; Hypocreales; Nectriaceae
Exons: 6
Coding region: 1-1464 (487 amino acids)
Biological process (GO): transmembrane transport
Cellular component (GO): membrane
Molecular function (GO): transmembrane transporter activity
Source: RefSeq, a predicted model, not a curated record